AUGGCUAGUAAAACAUCUCAGCAAAUCAUAUGGCUUUUGGUUUCAAUUGUCGUACUGUCAACCCUUUUUGGACUCAUUCUGCCAACCAAGGUCCUCCGUCUAUUACCAGCCAUAUCAUCAAUAGUCAGCCUACAAUUUGCUUACGACGAGUAUGCCUUCCUCUCUUGCUGGAUGUCACAUCAAUACCGCGUGCAGGCAAAUGAGCUGCUACCGCGUUGGUUUACCAACUGGGGACCAUGGGGAACCAAAGUCGUCUUUGGAAGUUUUACUCUGAGUUUGGCAAGCGGAAUUGCGAAUGCCGUGACUUCUUGGAAUGGCACUGGGGCUCGGACUGUUGUUCUCUUUUACAUGGCCGGAACUCUAUUUGCGGCCGGUCAUCUCCUUAUUUUUGGACCGAAGGCACUCGGUUUGCUGGCCAGGAUCCGGCGUAAUGAUGCUAAUGCUUCAAGCACGGCAUCAUUAGAGCUGUGGUUGGAGAUGCACCUGACGAGGUCUUUGGUGGUGGACUUACCAGCUGUUGUCUGCUUCAUCAUCGGUUUACUUUUGGCCAUGGAGAGCGUGGUAUAA
Messenger RNA from Fusarium oxysporum Fo47, 567 nucleotides. RefSeq lists its product as uncharacterized. Bases 1 to 567 code for a protein of 188 amino acids. The record is from RefSeq and is a predicted model, not a curated record. The transcript has a single exon. NCBI's taxonomy places the organism in Eukaryota, Fungi, Ascomycota, Sordariomycetes, Hypocreales, Nectriaceae.